Molecule: messenger RNA, 1572 nt
Organism: Boleophthalmus pectinirostris (great blue-spotted mudskipper)
Lineage: Eukaryota; Metazoa; Chordata; Actinopteri; Gobiiformes; Gobiidae
Gene: syt9b
Product: synaptotagmin IXb
Exons: 8
Coding region: 1-1572 (523 amino acids)
Biological process (GO): calcium-ion regulated exocytosis; regulation of dopamine secretion; regulation of calcium ion-dependent exocytosis
Cellular component (GO): dense core granule; membrane
Molecular function (GO): calcium ion binding; calcium-dependent phospholipid binding; SNARE binding
Source: RefSeq, a predicted model, not a curated record
AUGCCUGCAGAACGAGAGGAUGAGAUUUGUCGAAAGGCGCUGGAGCUGCUGUCCGAGCUGUGCUCCCGGGGAGAAGUCCAGGACGAGCACUGCCUGGACUUCAUCUAUUACUUCCGGGACCUGGCCAGACCCCGCUACACGGACUCAGAUGUGUCGGUGAGCCUGCUCUCACUGUUGGUGACCUCUUGUGGCCUCGCCCUCUUCAGUGUCUCCCUCUUUGUCACCUGGAAAUUAUGCUGGGUGCCACUGAGUGGACGCUUCCUCCCAGACAUCCUAAAGGGGGCGCACUUCUUGGGGGGUGACCAGCAGCCUGUGGAUGGGGAGGAGAGGGAGUACAGUGAGGAUGGGUGCGUGAAGGACCCCUCUGGGCCUCCACUGGCCACAGCUGUCCCAGAAUCAGGCCUGAAGAUCAGCCACACUUCGCCUGACAUCCCUCUGGAGGCCCAGAACAAAGUGGAGAAGAACCAGGUCCACACCAUCGCCAGGGACAGAGUGCAGAGACAGAUCACAGAGCCCACCUCCUCUGUGCGUCACAACUCUAUCCGGCGUCAGAUGAACUUGUCCAACCCGGACUUCAACCCAGCUCAGUUCCAGAGGCAGGACUCUCUGUCUGGACUGGGUCGCAUCAAACCUGAGCUCUACAAACAGCGCUCAGUGGACGGGGAUGACGGCCGGAGGACUAACAACUGUGGACGCCUCCACUUCAUCCUGAAGUUUGACUUUGACUUGGAGCAGCUGAUCGUGAAGAUCCACAAGGCUCAGGACCUCCCCGCCAAGGACUUCUCAGGGACCUCGGACCCCUAUGUGAAGAUCUACUUACUGCCGGACCGCAAAAACAAGCACCAGACCAAGGUGCACCGCAAGACCCUUAACCCAGUGUUUGACGAGGUCUUCCUCUUCCCUGUGGCCUACGCAGAGCUGUCCAGCCGCAAACUCCACUUCAGUGUCUAUGACUUUGACCGCUUCUCACGCCACGAUCUGAUUGGACAGGUGGUGGUUGACAACUUCUUAGAUCUCACAGAUUUCCCAAGGGAGACAAAACUGUGCCGGGAUAUACAGUAUGUUACCUCGGACAAUGUGGACCUGGGGGAGCUCAUGUUCUCACUGUGCUAUCUCCCCACGGCUGGCAGACUCACCAUCACCAUCAUCAAAGCCAGGAACCUCAAAGCCAUGGACAUCACUGGAGCCUCGGAUCCGUAUGUGAAGGUGUCCCUGAUGUGUGAGGGCAGACGACUGAAGAAGAGAAAAACUUCCACAAAACGCAACACUCUGAACCCAAUCUACAACGAAGCCAUUGUGUUUGAUGUCCCGCCGGAGAACAUAGACCAGAUCAGCCUGCUCAUAGCUGUCAUGGAUUAUGACAGGGUGGGCCAUAACGAGGUGAUCGGGGUGUGCAGAGUGGGCAGUGAGGCAGAGAGCCUGGGCCGGGACCACUGGAACGAAAUGCUCUCAUAUCCACGCAAGCCAGUCGCACACUGGCACCCGCUCAUAGAGUGGGUGGGACAAGGAACAACAGAGAAGGGAAGCCAAGGAGGGUCAACCAACUCUCUGAAGACACCACCCUCCCCAUAA